AUGGACGAAAUAAUCGAGGGAGUUCCGGGGCAAAAUGCCAAACACAUGUUUUGGCUGUCCGUCUUCCACGGAAAAGAGGGCAUGAGACCGGUACUGCCGCAGGGAGACGAAGAGCCCGUUUUGUACUUGAGUAGACGGUACUUCGGAGAGGUACCCACUGGCCGGGCCUGUAGCGCUAGAAACAAUCUACGGGUGCGUCCAAUCGUGAAGGACAUCUACCACGAACACGUCACGACGGCACAGCGACCGGCGGAAGAAGUGGAAGCAUAUCGGAGGGCCAACGAUAUCGUUGUCACGGGGCGCCACGUUCCGAAGCCCAUCCUGCACAUCGAUGAAGCUGGGUUUCCUGGGUACAUAUCGGAUGUCGUCGAGGCGUGCAACAAUGGUCGAGGCCUCAGUGCGAUUCAAGCGCAAUGCUGGCCCGUAGUGCUUGGAGGUAAAGACCUUGCCGCCUUCAUUUACGACAAAUCAGAAGGCAAGCACAUCGCCUACCUCAUUCCGGCCAUUAUACACAUAAUCCACCAGCCGGCCGAGUUGCGCGCAUGUGGACCUUUAGUGCUGGUGCUUACGGCGACUCGGGAAGAAGGCUUACAAGCUCGGAGUGUUGCCGACGAGCUCAAAGUGAAGACGGGAAUUCGGACGAUGUACCUCCUGCCUGGGGAACCGCGAGAACCGCAGCUCAAGCAGCUUGAGGAAGGUGCCAAAAUUUGCUUCGCCACGCCCAGCCGCCUCGUGUCUUUGAUGAAGGAGCGUAAGAUAAACCUGCGGCGCUGUGGUUACAUGGUGCUGGACGGAGCUGACCACAUGGUGACGAUGGGCUUCGGGAAGCAGCUUCGCGUCCUUGCGAAAAACACCCGUCAUAAGCACCAGACGCUGGCGUGGCUUUCAUCGCGCAUGAUGGAUGCGCUCCAACUCGUAGAAGAAUGGACGAAUGAUUGCGUCACAGUAAGCAUCAGAGCGGCGAUCCACGAGGAUCACACCCGGGUUGAGCACAUUGUUUGCGUUUGCGAGAUGGCGUAG
Rhipicephalus microplus (southern cattle tick) is the source of this 1020-nucleotide messenger RNA. Its product is annotated as putative ATP-dependent RNA helicase DDX5. Gene Ontology annotation, molecular function: ATP binding; nucleic acid binding. The record is from RefSeq and is a predicted model, not a curated record. NCBI's taxonomy places the organism in Eukaryota, Metazoa, Arthropoda, Arachnida, Ixodida, Ixodidae.